Salvia splendens (bonfire salvia) is the source of this 1335-nucleotide messenger RNA. RefSeq lists its product as uncharacterized. The transcript is spliced from 2 exons. Gene Ontology annotation, molecular function: zinc ion binding; nucleic acid binding. Lineage: Eukaryota; Viridiplantae; Streptophyta; Magnoliopsida; Lamiales; Lamiaceae. The record is from RefSeq and is a predicted model, not a curated record. The coding region runs from base 67 to 1185 and encodes 372 amino acids.
GGUAUCAGAGCACUAAUCUUGGUGACCUUGAAAAACAUCUCUUCUUUUUUAUUCCCUCCAAACAUCAUGUCAAACACAGAUGGUUCCAACACCAAAAAUACUAGUUUGGAUCCUUCACAUCCUUACUAUGUCCAUCACUCCGAUCAACCAGGCCAUUUACUUGUUCCAACUAAAUUAAAUGGAACCAACUAUCAAUCAUGGAGUCGAUCUAUGUUGCACGCUUUAACAGCAAAAUCGAAGGUGGGUUUCAUUGAUGGAUCGAUCUCACCGCCAUCCCAAGUAGAAGAUCCAACAAUAUAUUUCCUUUGGAAACAAUGCAACAGCAUGAUUAUUUCAUGGCUCACUCAUUCAGUCGAGGCAGACAUUGCCGAAGGCAUCAUCCACGCCAAAACAUCGCAACAAGUUUGGGAAGAUCUGCGGGAUCAAUUCUCGCAGAAGAAUGCACCAGCCAUUUAUCAGGUUCAAAGAUCUAUUGCGACCAUUACGCAAGGUUCAUCCACUGUUGCUGCUUACUAUACAAAAAUCAAGGCGUUAUGGGCUGAACUUGAUACUUACCGCACUCAUGUCGCUUGCAAUCAAGAAAAACUGCACAAUGAAGAAAAGGAAGAGGACAGACUAAUGCAAUUUCUCAUGGGUCUAAAUGAUGUUUUCAAAGCUGCGAGAUCUAAUAUUUUGAUGAUGAAUCCACUGCCCAAUGUCCGACAAGCAUACUCUUUGGUGAUACAAGAGGAGAUGCAAAGGCAGGUAUCAUCUGACACACCUGAAAAUUUCUCCAUUGCUGCUACAGUUCAAGGGAAAUCAUUCCCAUCCAAAAAUUCGAAGGAGAAACUUUGUGACCAUUGCCAUCGCAGUGGACAUAUCAUUGCUGAUUGUCGAACUUUAAAGUAUCACUGCACUUUCUGUAAUAAAAGAGGGCAUACUGAAGAUCGUUGCAGAUUGAAAAAUGGGGGAGGUGCUGCCAGAUAUACUCAAGGUAUCCAUCGCGGUAACACACCAUCAGCCCACAUGGCUGACGCUUCACAACAAGGGGCUGGAAAUUCUCUCAUCAAUGGUAUUUCUCCAGAAUAUCUACAGCAAUUGGCACAAGCAGUGAGCGCCCUAAACAAGAAUAACCAAUCUGGUAAUAAUGAUGUUCAUGCUAAUGCAGCAGGACUUGACCACGAGGAAGACGAUUGGCUCGGGUAGGCAACGAGGUGGUCUAUACUACAUGUCUCCUUCCUCACAACCAACACCAUCUGCUUUUCAUUUUUCUAGUACAUCUAGCCUUUGGCAUUCACGCCUAGGACACCCCUCUAUCUCCCGUUUAAAUGUUCUUUUCCCUUCAUUAAAAUUAAA